AUGGCUUCAAUCCCGGUAACCUGGAAAAAGGUCACUCUUACACCCGCAAUAAUGUACGGUGACCGCGCGCCACCAGAGAGUAGUCGGCUCGUUAUCCUCACCAAUACACAAUGCAAAGUGAGGGAAUUUAUCCUGAUGCAGCUCCCUGAAACGCUUACCUGCGACCGACAUCGCGCCACAUCUGACCACCUCGGCGUCACAAAAACGUCCGUUUCUGUGAACAGCUCAGCUCAAGCUGGAGCCGGCCAGCUGGUCCAGAACGCCAUAUUUUCGGAUCACGCAAAUGCCUCUAUUUGA
This is a messenger RNA of Opisthorchis viverrini, 297 nucleotides long. RefSeq lists its product as hypothetical. Bases 1 to 297 code for a protein of 98 amino acids. Lineage: Eukaryota; Metazoa; Platyhelminthes; Trematoda; Opisthorchiida; Opisthorchiidae. The transcript has a single exon. The record is from RefSeq and is a predicted model, not a curated record.